CAACAGUACAGGGACUUCCGAAGUUCCAGGUUCGUUAAUCCUUCGAAUUUUGACAAAAGGGCUGUGCAGAGUUUAUAAUCAUCGAAUCACUUUCCCCUCCCAACUCUUUUGUUCUUUUAGUGUGGCCUCUGAUUCCUUUUUUCCACGGGAACUCUCUUCUUCACAUGCUCUUUUCCCCUUCCUCGCCGGUGUCUGGCGAAUUUUAAUGCUUUAAACUUUGAGACCUGCCGACUCCAUACCCUUCUCUUUUUUUGAAGCCGAAGCAGACAGGCUUCUACUGGUAUCAUCAGCCUUCCUGCCUAUAAUGGACAAAACCCAACAAAUAAUUGCACUGACCCAGCUGAGGAAAUCAGUUGAAAAGCUUGGUUCUUCCACCGAGUAUGGGGACCCAACACUGUUGAGGUUCUUAAUUGCAAGAUCAAUGGACCCAGAAAAGGCAGCAAAGAUGUUUGCACAGUGGCUGAAAUGGAGGGCUGCAUUUGUUCCAAACGGGUCUAUUCCAGAUUCUGAAGUUCAGGAUGAAUUGAGACCAAGAAAAGUCUUUUUGCAGGGUCUGUCAAGGGAUGGAUAUCCAGUGUUGCUCGUGAAAGCAAACAAGCACUUUCCCUCGAAGGAUCAACUCCAAUUUAAGAAGUUUGUUGUUCAUCUGCUAGACAAGGCCAUUGCAAGCUUAUUCAAAGGAAGAGAAAUGGGAAAUGAAAAGUUGAUUGCCAUCCUUGAUCUGCAGCAUAUUGCAUAUAAGAACAUUGAUGCGCGUGGAUUGAUCACCGGAUUUCAACUUUUGCAGGCUUACUAUCCAGAGCGUUUGGCGAAGUGCUUCAUUUUAAGUAUGCCAUGGUUCUUUGUUAGUGUUUGGAGGAUGGUUUCUCGCUUCCUCGAGAAGGCCACAUUGGAAAAGGUUGUGAUAGUAGCCAGUGAAGAAGAAAGAGAUUUUUUUGUAAAGGAAAUUGGUGAAGUCUUGCCAGAAGAGUAUGGUGGUCGAGCAAUGCUUGUAGCUCCUCAAGAAGUCACAGUGCCACCGGUGGAGGGUUGAUCCUCAUCAUGUAUUGAAGUAGCUGCUACUGCAGAGGCAGCUUAUACGGCUGCUGUAUCUGGAUGGAUAUUCACUAUUGGAUGGUUAGCUAAUUUCAAUUUAAAGCAUGCUGGUCACUGUUGAGCAGUCACAUGCUGCGAUCCCUGCAAGUUACAAUUAAAUUGAUUUAAACAUAAGAUAAAACUUAAACAACCAUCAAUAAUGGUUGUGACUUCACUAGUAUAUAUUGCUUUCAGCAUUGCACUAA
Messenger RNA from Populus euphratica (Euphrates poplar), 1280 nucleotides. Its product is annotated as sec14 cytosolic factor. The record is from RefSeq and is a predicted model, not a curated record. The transcript has 6 exons. Bases 305 to 1033 code for a protein of 242 amino acids. Lineage: Eukaryota; Viridiplantae; Streptophyta; Magnoliopsida; Malpighiales; Salicaceae.